This is a messenger RNA of Spinacia oleracea (spinach), 1584 nucleotides long. RefSeq lists its product as uncharacterized. The transcript is spliced from 2 exons. Lineage: Eukaryota; Viridiplantae; Streptophyta; Magnoliopsida; Caryophyllales; Amaranthaceae. The coding region runs from base 1 to 1584 and encodes 527 amino acids. Gene Ontology annotation, molecular function: zinc ion binding; nucleic acid binding. The record is from RefSeq and is a predicted model, not a curated record.
AUGGCUUUAAUCGGAAAUGACGCCGACAACAAUGAACUCAAUGACGGUAAUGGAAACCGUGGACCUGAAAUGACUCUUGAAGAAAUAAGGGCAAGGCUUGAUGAACUAAAGAACGAUCCCAUCUUUGGAGACGCCCAAGUCGAAAAUAAUAACAAUAAUCAAAUGGAAUUGUUAAAAUUAAUGAUGAUGGAAAUUAUACAAGGGAAUCGCCAAAAGACAAGAACUGAAGAAGAAGAAUGCUCCAACAUGUUCAAGAAGUUUGCCUCCCAUAAGCCACCUACUUAUGAUGGAAAACCGGACCCAACGGAGUUUGAGGAAUGGCUUAGCGAUAUGGAGAAGUUGUUCGACGCUACUCAAUGUCCGGAUAAGAAUAAGGUGAACUUUGCCGUCUUUUAUCUAAAAGGGAAAACCGAUCUUUGGUGGAAGAGCGCAAAAGGAAUGCAAAAUGAUCCUGAAUUUGGUUGGGGUAAGCUCAAGAUAGCCAUGCGAAACCAAUUUUACCCACAAUCUCUGCAAUUGCAAAUGGAAUCGGAUUUCGUCCAUCUUAAGCAACGACAAAUGUCAGUCUUGGAGUAUGCGGUGAAAUUCAACGAGCUUUCCCGUUUUGCCCCAGAUAUGGUCUCCACCGAUAGGCAAAAGAUGAACCGCUUUGAAGGUGGAUUAAACCUCGAUCUCCGCGAGCGCCUAUCUUCUUACCUGAGCAACUCUUAUCAAGAGUUGUAUGAUAGAGCUAUCAACGUGGAGAGAAUGAUGAAACUGCGAGAAGAAAUAAUUGGAAAUGCAAAGAGAAAAGGAAACACUCAUGGAGGAAAUUCAAGCCAUGGGUCCUACAAGAAACCAAAUGUUGGGAACUAUGGAGGAAAUAAUCAACACUCUAACAGGCCUCAAGUGUGCAACAAAUGCGGGAAACGUGGUCAUAUUGAAAGGAAUUGUCGAGUUGGUACUGGACAAUGCUACAGAUGUGGGAGCAAGGAACACCAAGUUAAGGAUUGCCCUCGACCAGCACCCCAAUACCCAAACGACAACAGGAAUGGACAAAAUGGCCCCAAUUGCGGAAACGGUGGUAAUGGAAACUUCAACCGUAAUCCUCCGCGCAAACCUCCGCAAAAUGGAAGGGUGUUUGUGAUGCAGAAAGAUGAAGUUGAUGGAAAUAAUGAUGUCAUUACUGGUACUUUCCUUAUCCAUUCUAAUCCCGCCUAUGUUCUUUUUGAUUUGGGAGCUACACAUUCAUUUAUUUCUUCAUCAUUUGCUAAACGCCUAAAAUUGAAACCAUGUUCUGAAUUUUCUAGCAUGUCUAUGACCAUACCUUCGGGAAAAUCUUUGGCUUGUGAUGUCAUGUAUAAGGAUUGUCCAAUCACUAUAGGAAGAUGUGAAUUCCCGAGUAACCUAGUCCAAUUCGAACUAACUGACUUUGAUGUGAUUUUGGGAAUGGAUUGGUUGUCAAAGUAUCAUGGUGACAUAAGUUGCCUUCACCAUAGAGUAACCCUUAGAGGGUUAGAUGGGAAAAUGGUGUCAUACCGAAAUAGGGUAGGUAAACCAAAAGUUAAGAUGAAAUACCUGGCAUGCCCCCACAAAGAGAAAUAG